This is a messenger RNA of Rhizoctonia solani, 1164 nucleotides long. Its product is annotated as Enoyl-(Acyl carrier protein) reductase. Gene Ontology annotation, molecular function: 2,4-dienoyl-CoA reductase (NADPH) activity. The record is from RefSeq and is a predicted model, not a curated record. Gene Ontology annotation, biological process: fatty acid catabolic process. Lineage: Eukaryota; Fungi; Basidiomycota; Agaricomycetes; Cantharellales; Ceratobasidiaceae. The coding region runs from base 1 to 1164 and encodes 387 amino acids. The transcript is spliced from 8 exons.
AUGACCACUAAGUGUAACGGUUUCAGCGGCUCGGAGAAUCCUUCUCAACAGGCUUCCUCGAGUAUCGGCCACACGUCCCCAGGGAUAUUGAUGGUCACGACUCAUGACCUUCUCAAUUAUAUGCACGAAGACUGGUCAGGUGACCCUCCAGCCGCUCAGCGCCAGUAUUGGCGUAGACCACCGGUUGCUCGGAAGUACUUAAAUACCCAGCCGGUCAGCUUGUUAGCUACAUUAACCGCACCAACCGCAAUGGCCCCCGCACCAAGCACGACCCCGUAUACAUCGCCUUACAACCCAUCUACGUCCACCUUCAAGGAUAAUAUAUUCGAUGGCAAGGUGUUGUUUUGCACUGGUGGUGGGAGUGGAAUAUGUAAAGGCAUGGUUGAGGCAAUGAUGAAGCAUGGUGUAAAUGCUGCUAUAGUAGGCAGAAAACUAGAUCGGCUGACCUCGUCGGCAAAAGAACUGUCCUCUUCAACGGCCCGGAAGUGUAUCCCACUUCAAGCUGACGUCCGUAAACCAGAGCAAUUGCGCGCUGCUGUCGACGCGACCAUAUCCGAGUAUGGACGCAUUGACUUUGUUAUUUGUGGUGCUGCUGGUAAUUUUUUGGCACCUAUCGAAGCUGUUUCGGAAAACGGCUUCCGAACUGUGAUGGAAAUUGACACUCUGGGUACCUACCACACGGUCAAAGCGACUCUACCUUAUGUACGUGAGCAACAUGGUGCCUACAUUAUGGUUUCAGCACUUCUGCAUUAUCGAGGGACUCCGUGGCAAAUUCACGUGUCAGCAGCAAAGGCGGGUGUGGAUGCCAUUAGCCAAGUCCUGGCCGUAGAGGAAGGACCACGUGGUGUACGAAGUAAUGUAAUUGCUCCAGGCCCUAUUGGUGGUACCGAAGGGAUGGAUCGGUUAGGAGCCAAACUCGACGAUAAAGACAAAAAAGCCUUAGGGUUGGGAGUUAAUUCAGACAUCCCGCUGCAAAGGAUGGGGAGCAUAGGGGAUGUUGCAAAUGCGGCAGUCUUCCUAUUUAGUGACGCCGCGAGCUGGAUUACAGGGCAAACUAUCGGAGUGGAUGGUGGGGAUCUCCACACCAAUCGCCCCGCACUUCCUUAUCCUGCCGGAAUCCUCGAUCCGUCCUCGGUUCAGCGCAUGAUUAAGCCGCGACUCUAA